This is a messenger RNA of Branchiostoma floridae (Florida lancelet), 1399 nucleotides long. Its product is annotated as vicilin-like seed storage protein At2g18540. Bases 176 to 961 code for a protein of 261 amino acids. Lineage: Eukaryota; Metazoa; Chordata; Leptocardii; Amphioxiformes; Branchiostomatidae. The transcript is spliced from 4 exons. The record is from RefSeq and is a predicted model, not a curated record.
CUUACAGGUUGACUAUACUACACCCCCUCGUCUUGUCCCAUAGUCGAACGUUCCAUACUUUCCCAUCAGUUGUGACGUUAUAAAAGUUGCCUAGCUGUGUUUAGAACAACAAAGUUCCACUGUUCCACUGAGUGUUAUAGUCACUGAUCACAGUCGUGACGACUACACGCGCAUAAUGUGGGAUUUUAUUCUUACACUAUCGAGCUGUUUUUGCUCCUGCAGCUCCAAAAACAAGGUGUCCCCUGUGGAGGAUGGAGAUGAGGAAGAACCAGCACCGGGAGAGGAGGAGAUGGUCCGCGGGACCACUGAAUGUCCGGUUCUGACCAACCAACCUCCAAUGUCCCUCCCGAGACCAAGUAAGUCGUCGGCCGACGUGCUUGCUGAACUCCGUAAAGACGGCCUGUUGCCCCUCAACACCCGGGACGAGUCCGUCGCUUUCCAGGUACUGCUAGAGAAGCCCGCCUCCGAGCCCGACACGCCCGCACGCCGCCCAGUUAAGCUUGCGAAGCUGGAGGAAACUCUCCAGGAGAGGCGCGAACGGGUCAAGAAGGAGCCCGCGGGAUCACGUACUCAGCUGAGACAGCAACUCGGUGAUGCUGCCAAGAGACGAGAGGAGAUGUUGGCUGAGAGAACACGUAGACUUGCAGAGAGGAGAGCAAGAAUGAAGGCCAAAGCAUCCGCCAAGGAGCGCAAGAGCACUGCCUUUCUCAUCUCCACUGUCAGCGACACGGACGCCAUCGUUCCCAGGGACUCGGAGAAGGCGCAGGUUUUGGAGAAACGUCUGAACAGGAGGAGAGAACGAGUCGCGAAGAGGUCCACGGCUGAGGAUCUGGAGAAACAACAGGCCUUAGCAGCUGAACGCAGGAAGGAGAAUCGAGAGAAGACUACACAGAAGUUGCAGCGAUCCAGGAUGACCAGCUGGGAUAAGGCCGGGGAGUGGCUCGGCUUGAAAGAGCCGUAAAACUUUUUCUACACUCCCUGUUAGAUUUGUUAAACUUCAUACAAGAAAGGCAAAAGUACAUGUUUUUACACGUAUGUACGUUAUCUACAUCGUGAUCAAGUUCUAUUUUUACAAGUCAAAGUAAACGGGGAGUACUAUUUGGUUGUUCAACCCAUGGGUUGUUUUACAUGGAAGUACAAAAAAAUGUUCCAAACAGACGUAACGUUAUCUGCCGUCUGAAAUAUGUUGUUUUACUGGAAAAAUAUUCAAAAGUAAAAAAAAAACGACUUCGUUCUUUUGAAUAUAUGUUGAAUUGUUCAAAUGUUUUGAAACGUGGUUUACAAAAAACUAACUUCCUUUGAUUGUAAGGAAUCGGCGGGCAGAUAUUUUUCGCAGUGAGGUGUUGAGGUUUGCACGUGAAAAUUGUAAAUAAAGUGAAACUACGGUUUCUGCAUCUUU